UUAUUACUGUACAUAUAUUUUCAUGCAUGCAUGGCUUCCUUGUACAUUUCUAGGGCUGGCAAGUAAAUUUAAAUUAUUGGUCUAAAUAAAAUUUUAUUCUUACAAAUUAUGUCCCUAAGAAAAGCAAAUUGUAAUUUUAGCUGGAUUUUUUUAGAGAUGACUACGUUGGUACAACUUGAAAAAAGCACUCAUCUUGCUCCGAGUUCACGACCUGCUUACCAAUGAAGCCCGUGCCUCGCUUCUCCUCCACCACACCAAUGUCGUCACUCCGCCUCCGCCUCCGCCUCUGCGCCCGCCACUGCUCCUCCACCUCGAAACCCUCACGCCGCCGGGGCUGGGAUCCCCACGCCGCUUUCGCCGCCGCCGCGGAGCGUGCGCGAUCUGGCAACCUCACCCCGCAGGACGCACACAACCUGUUCGACGAAUUGCUGCAGCAUGGCAAUCCUGUCCAGGAGCGCCCCCUCAACAACCUUCUGGCCGCCCUCGCCCGUGCGCCGGCAUCUAACACAUGCAGAAACGGCCCUGCACUCGCGGUCGCCCUCUUCAGCCGCAUGUCCCAAGGUGCCCGCCGACGGCUCGCGGAGCCAACGACCUGCACCUACGGCAUCCUCAUGGACUGCUGCUGCCGCGCACACCGCCUGGAUCUGGCCCUCGCCUUCUUUGGCCGUCUCUUCAGGACGGGCCUGGAGGCAGAGCAAUUCGUCUUCAACACCCUCCUCAAGGGACUCUGCCACGCGAAACGGGCGGAUGAGGCCUUGGAAGUGCUUCUUCACAGGAUGUCUGAGCUGGGCUGCAUCCCCGAUGUGGUCGCGUAUAACAUGGUCAUCCAUGGCUUCUUCAAGGAAGGCCAAGCAGGCAAGGCGUGCAGCCUGUUUCAUGAAAUGGCGCAGCUAGGCGUUAUGCCUAAUGUGGUGACAUAUACCUCAGUUAUCAAUGCGCUGUGUAAGGCCAAAGCAAUGGACAAGGCAGAGUAUUUCCUUCGUCAGAUGGUUGAUAAUGGCGUUGUACCAAAUAAUGUGACAUAUAAUAGCCUCGUCCAUGGAUAUUCCUCUUCAGGCCAUCAGAAGGAAGCGGUUAGGGUGCUAAAAGAAAUGACAAGUCAGGGUAUCAUACCAGAUGUUGUUACUUGCAACACGCUCAUGGCCUCCCUUUGCAAGAACAGAAGAAGCAAAGAAGCUGCAGAAAUUAUUGACUACAUGGUCGUGAAGGGCCUGAAACCUGAUAUUGUCUCGUACAGUAUUCUGCUACACGGGUAUGCCAACGAAGGAUGCUUAGUUGAUAUGACUAAUCUCUUCAAUUCAAUGACUAGAGCUGGUAUUCUCCCUGACUGUCACGCUUUGAACAUACUGAUUAAUGCAUAUGCUAAAUCUGGCAUGAUGGAUGAGGCUAUGCUUAUAUUUAAGGGAAUGCGGAAACAGGGAGUGACUCCAGAUGUAGUCACCUAUUCCACGGUAAUAGAUGCAUUUUGCAAAAUGGGUAGCUUAGAUGAUGCUAUGGUGAAAUUUAAUCAGAUGAUUGACAUGGGAGUACAACCGGACACCGCUGUUUAUCGUUCCCUAAUUCAGAGUUUUUGUACACACGGGGAUUUGGUGAAAGCAAAGGAAUUGGUUACUGAAAUGAGGAACAAAGGUAUGCGUCCUCCUGAUAUUAUGUUCUUCCAUUCAAUCAUGCAGAACCUAUGCACAGAAGGAAGGGUAAUAGAAGCACGGGAUAUCCUUGAUUUGAUAGUGCACAUUGGUAUGAGGCCUGAUGUUUUCACAUUUAGUUUACUGAUUGGUGGAUACUGCCUAGUGUGCAAGAUGGCAGAUGCAUCGAAAAUAUAUGAUGAUAUGAUGUCAUAUGGUUUAGAACCUUCUAAUAUGACAUAUGGUAUACUUAUUAAUGGCUAUUGCAAAAACAGAAGGAUUGAUGAUGGGCUGAUUCUGUUCAAAGAAAUGUUGUGCAAGGGACUUAAACCUACAACUUUUAAUUAUAACGUCAUACUGGAUGGAUUAUUUCUGGCUGGGCGAACUGUUGCUGCAAAGGAAAAGUUUAAUGAGAUGGUUGAAUCUGGAGUAAGUGUGUGCAUCGAUACAUAUUCGAUAGUUCUUGGUGGACUUUGUAGAAAUAAUUGUAGCAGUGAAGCCAUCACGCUAUUCCAGAAAUUAAGCACAAUGAAUGUCAAAUUCAAUAUUGCAAUUGUCAAUAUCAUCAUUGGUGCAUUCUAUAGGGUUCAGCGAAACCAAGAAGCCAAGGAUUUGUUUGCUGCAGUAUCAGCCAAUGGUUUGGUAGCUGAUGUCUUUACCUACACCAUAAUUAUGUCAAAUCUUAUAAAAGAAGGUUCAGUGGAAGAAGCUGACAAUCUCUUUUCAUCAAUGGAGAAGAGCGGCUGUACUGCUGAUUCUUAUAUGUUAAAUCUUAUCAUCAGAAGGUUACUGGAAAAAGGAGAGAUAGUCAAGGCUGGGAAUUAUAUGUCUAAAGUUGAUGCAAAGAGCUACUCACUUGAAGCUAAAACUGUGUCGCUGCUGAUCUCUCUCUUUUCAGGGAAAGGGAAAUAUAGAGAACACAUACGGUUGCUCCCUACAAAGUAUCAGUUUCAUGAAGAAGCGGGCACAGUUGAAUAGAUUGAUACAUGGAAAUUCAGUUUAGAAGAAGCUAUCAGGAUGAAGUAAAUAGUAAUCAAGCGUGCACUGGACAGAAGAAGCAGCAACAAACUGAAGAUUUAUAUCCUGCCAAUAUCCAUGGCUUGGCUUCACAUGGAAUCGAGUCAACCAACCCCUGGCGCGGUUUCAUGUGGCUCCACUGAAGGUGCAAUCCUUUCUCGGCCAGUGCACCCCUUGUCAGCGCAUGCGUACCCCUUCACUCUUGUGUCUGGUCUGAGAAGGAAUUUCAAGAAGCUGAGCAGGAACCGGAGCUUGACCGGCUUGAGAUCUACGCCGUCAAAGCCAGAUUAAGGUUAGUUAAUCAUAACAUGGUACUAGAAAGGUGUUUUGUUGAGUGUUGCGGUGGCUCCUGAUGGUCUGGUUAGGGUGGUGUGUGAAGAGGCAGAAUGCAAAAGUCUGUAUAAUAUCUGCUUGUGUUGUUAUUUUUGCAGCUUCUAGUCUCUACAGGUUUAUUUUAGUGCCGGGCUCCAUUUUUUUAAUUUUUUUAUUGAGACAGCACCAUGUUGAUUUUAUACCCUGUAACUUUGCUUAACUAGAUCAUGCUGGUGUUAAGGCUGGGAAUCACAAUAUCGAUGGCCUCAGCAUUUUUUCAGCAGUUUAACAAAACAUACUCGGUGUUGUUCCUUUUUUAUUCAGUGCUCAGUAUAUCACGGCGGUAUGACUAUAA
This is a messenger RNA of Hordeum vulgare subsp. vulgare (domesticated barley), 3309 nucleotides long. Its product is annotated as protein Rf1, mitochondrial-like. Bases 222 to 2603 code for a protein of 793 amino acids. The record is from RefSeq and is a predicted model, not a curated record. Gene Ontology annotation, molecular function: protein binding. The transcript is spliced from 2 exons. Lineage: Eukaryota; Viridiplantae; Streptophyta; Magnoliopsida; Poales; Poaceae.